AUGCUUAACUGCAAGCCCGCUCCUACGCCCGUCGACACCAAGGCCAAGGUUUCCGCUUUGGGGGGUUCGCCUGCAUCUGAUGCGGCCUUCUACCGCUCCAUUGUGGGUGCUUUGCAGUACCUGACGCGCCCCGACUUGCAGUAUGCUGUUCAGCAGGUCUGUCUCCACAUGCAUGCUCCGCGCGACUCCCACUGGACUCUGGUGAAGCGUAUCCUUCGAUACAUACGCGGCACCCAGUCUUUGGGACUUACGCUGACGGCCUCCGCCUCCACCGACCUCGUCGCCUAUUCUGAUGCGGACUGGGCUGGCUGCCCGGACACACGGCGCUCCACCUCGGGUCCCUGA
Messenger RNA from Aegilops tauschii subsp. strangulata, 345 nucleotides. NCBI's taxonomy places the organism in Eukaryota, Viridiplantae, Streptophyta, Magnoliopsida, Poales, Poaceae. The record is from RefSeq and is a predicted model, not a curated record.